GGGAGCUGAUUUCAUCUCUCUAUCCAUUUACAUGUACGAUAUAUAUAUAUAUAGAGAGAGAGAAAGCGCGAGCAUGAAUUGUGUUUGACUCGAACUGAGCUAUAGUUCAUACUCUUCAUAUUUCCAGUUUCUAGGGUUUUCACACUCUUCCCUCUCCUCUUCGCUUCUGUGAUUAAGGAUGAGUUCAAAUGAGCCAGAUGGAAAUGGAGCUGAUGCAGUGUUGCCUCCUCCACCUCCGCCUCCCCCAAUUCCCCCAAAUGUCGUUCCAAUUCAAGCUGAGCUAGAGCAGGCUCCCGAAAUUGUGAAAAAAAAGGUUGUGCGAGUUCCAAUUGCACGACGUGGCCUUGCUUCAAAAGGCCAGAAGAUAUCUCUGCUCACGAAUCAUUUUAAAGUGAAUGUGACCAAUAUAGAAGGGCACUUUUUUCACUAUAGUGUUGCACUUGCAUAUGAAGAUGGUCGCCCAGUUGAUGGCAAGGGCGUAGGAAGAAAGGUUAUCGACAAGGUUCAUGAAACAUAUAAUUCUGAACUGGCUGGUAAAGAUUUUGCUUACGAUGGAGAAAAGAGUUUGUUUACUGUUGGGCCUCUCCCAAGGAAUAAACUUGAAUUUACUGUUGUUCUUGAGGAUAUUACGUCAAACAGGAACAAUGGUAACUGUAGUCCCGAUGGGCAUGGAAGUCCCAAUAAUGGAGACCGAAAAAGGAUGAAACGACCCUACCGUUCAAAAUCAUUUAAGGUAGAAAUCAGCUUUGCGGCUAAGAUACCAAUGCAGGCUAUAGCAAGUGCUUUACGUGGUCAGGAAUCUGAGAAUUUCCAAGAGGCCAUCAGGGUGUUGGAUAUUAUCUUACGGCAGAAUGCAUCAAAGCAAGGUUGCCUACUUGUCAGACAGUCAUUUUUCCAUAAUGACCCAAACUCUUGUACUGAUGUAGGCGGUGGAGUUCUUGGCUGUAGAGGCUUCCACUCUAGUUUUAGAACAACACAGAGUGGCCUCUCUUUGAAUAUUGAUGUUUCCACAACCAUGAUUAUACAGCCUGGUCCUGUUGUGGACUUUUUAAUUGCAAACCAGAAUGUCAGAGAUCCUUUCUCACUUGACUGGACCAAGGCUAAACGGACACUCAAGAAUUUGAGGAUUAAAGCAAGCCCCUCCAAUGCAGAAUACAAGAUAACUGGAUUAAGUGAAAAGCCUUGUAAAGAGCAAACGUUUACUUUGAAACAGAAAGGUGGAAAUGAUGAAGACUGCAUUGAAAUCACUGUUUAUGAUUAUUUUGUCAAGCAUCGGAACAUCGAACUUCGAUAUUCAUCAGAUCUUCCUUGUAUAAAUGUGGGGAAGCCCAAGCGUCCCACUUUUAUCCCUGUUGAGUUGUGCUCUUUGGUAUCACUACAACGAUACACAAAAGCACUGUCCACAUUUCAAAGAGCCUCACUUGUUGAGAAAUCGAGGCAAAAGCCACAAGAAAGGAUGAGGGUUUUGUCCGAUUCGUUGAGAAGGAACAAAUAUGAUGCUGAGCCGAUGUUACGGUCAUGUGGAAUUGCUAUUAAUUCAAGCUUCAUUCAAGUUGAAGGCCGUGUUCUACCUGCACCCAAGUUGAAAGUGGGCAAUGGGGAAGAUUUUUUUCCUCGUAAUGGCCGAUGGAAUUUCAAUAAUAAGAAAUUGGCUCAACCUACUAAAAUAGAGCGAUGGGCUGUGGUGAACUUCUCAGCGCGCUGUGAUACACGUGGCCUUGUCAGAGACCUGAUAAAAUGUGGUGAUAUGAAGGGCAUUGCAAUAGAGGCUCCUUUUGAUGUUUUUGAAGAAAAUCCACAGUUUAGACGUGCCCCACCUAUGGUUAGAGUGGAGAAGAUGUUUGAGGAAGUUCAGUCUAAACUUCCUGGACAACCACAAUUUCUUCUUUGUCUACUACCUGAGAGAAAGAAUUCUGAUCUUUAUGGUCCUUGGAAGAAAAAAAAUCUUGCAGAAUUUGGAAUUGUUACUCAGUGUAUUGCUCCUACACGGGUAAAUGACCAAUACCUCACAAAUGUACUCCUUAAGAUCAACGCCAAGCUUGGUGGGCUUAAUUCCUUGUUAGCAGUGGAGCAUUCUCCAUCCAUUCCUAUGGUUUCAAAAGUUCCAACAAUUAUCCUGGGUAUGGAUGUUUCACAUGGUUCUCCAGGACAGUCAGAUAUUCCGUCUAUUGCUGCGGUGGUCAGUUCUAGACAGUGGCCAUUGAUCUCUCGUUACCGAGCUGCAGUACGUACCCAAUCUCCAAAAGUGGAGAUGAUUGAUUCUUUGUACAAGCGUAUUUCUGAUACUGAAGAUGAUGGAAUAAUGAGGGAGCUUCUACUUGACUUCUAUACUAGUUCAGGAAAAAGAAAGCCAGAUCAGAUUAUCAUAUUCAGGGAUGGUGUCAGUGAAUCCCAAUUUAACCAAGUGCUAAAUGUUGAAUUAGAUCAGAUUAUCCAGUCUUGCAAGUUCCUUGAUGAAAAUUGGAACCCCAAGUUUGUGGUGAUCGUGGCCCAGAAGAACCAUCACACUAAGUUCUUUCAGCCUGGAUCUCCUGACAACGUUCCUCCCGGAACUAUUAUUGACAACAAAAUUUGUCAUCCAAGAAACAACGAUUUCUAUCUCUGUGCUCAUGCUGGAAUGAUUGGUACUACAAGGCCAACUCAUUAUCACGUUCUGUUAGAUGAAGUUGGUUUUUCUGCAGAUGACCUGCAAGAACUAGUGCACUCUCUAUCCUACGUAUACCAAAGAAGUACUACAGCGAUUUCUGUUGUUGCUCCCGUCUGCUACGCUCAUUUGGCAGCCACCCAGAUUGGGCAGUUUAUAAAGUUUGAAGAAACAUCAGAGACAGCCUCGAGCGAUGGCGGGCUGACAAGUGCAGGAGCAGUUCCUGUGCCCCAACUGCCGAGAUUGCAGGAGAAGGUUUGCAAUUCCAUGUUCUUCUGUUGAGGAGCUGAUGGGGUUGAAGGAAGGUAGUGUAAGUUAGUAUCUAAUGUUGGUGCACAGAAGAUGGUAGUAGGCUUUGUUGUCCAUCAAUAGUAAGAUGGGGAUCUUUUAUUUAGUGUACGAAUCUGGGAGUGGUUGUGGUUUCAAAUGGCACCCUUCGUCCUUCAUCCUUCCUUCGUCCUUCAUCCUUCCUUCGUCCUUCAUCCUUCCUUCGUCCUUCAUCCUUCAUCCGUUUGUGUUUGAAGAAGAAAACAAACCUCAAAACUCUUUGAUUUUUAUUUUAUGAUGAUGCUGGCCUGGCUUUGGCUUUGUUUUUAGUAUAUAUAUAGAAGAAGCCAGCAAGGCGAAGAGGGGGCACUUUGAUUUUAUUAUCCUCUAAAACUAAGCAGCAUAAUCGUAUAGUGGGGGUCACCUUGCUGCGGGCUUUGGACUGCCUGCCUCCCUUGGCAGAGCAGAGACUUGAUAUAUGUCUUCUUUUAUUCUCUGCUUUAAUCUAAGCCUACUAAUUGGUGCCUACUGUCUUCAACUUUUUUAUUCUUCUUUGUGGCCCUGGAUGACCUAGAUUAGGGCAUCAAAUCAUGGCUUUUUAACUUCAA
Molecule: messenger RNA, 3519 nt
Organism: Cucumis sativus (cucumber)
Lineage: Eukaryota; Viridiplantae; Streptophyta; Magnoliopsida; Cucurbitales; Cucurbitaceae
Product: protein argonaute 4
Exons: 23
Coding region: 179-2926 (915 amino acids)
Biological process (GO): regulatory ncRNA-mediated post-transcriptional gene silencing
Cellular component (GO): cytoplasm
Molecular function (GO): RNA binding; protein binding
Source: RefSeq, a predicted model, not a curated record